Molecule: messenger RNA, 2141 nt
Organism: Octopus sinensis (East Asian common octopus)
Lineage: Eukaryota; Metazoa; Mollusca; Cephalopoda; Octopoda; Octopodidae
Product: zinc finger protein OZF-like
Exons: 3
Coding region: 464-2065 (533 amino acids)
Biological process (GO): regulation of transcription by RNA polymerase II
Molecular function (GO): DNA-binding transcription factor activity; RNA polymerase II cis-regulatory region sequence-specific DNA binding
Source: RefSeq, a predicted model, not a curated record
UAUAUUAGCAUGACGCAUAAAGCGGUGAAGAAGUAAUCAUAUCUAUCUCGUAUCUUAUAAUGAAUUUAUCUAUAAUAUUAUACAUUGUAUAUACGUAAUGGGAGUAAUUUCAGCAUCCCGACCAUCGUCACUGAUUUGCUCAUUAUAGCUGUGAUUCAUACGAAAAAUAACAGAUGGUAUUGGCGUAGAAGAAUUUAUUUACUUCAGAUUCGUCAUCAAUAUUUCUCAUCAUUUAAAGAAUGAUGUUAUUCCAAAUAGAAAUGAUUGGUGGGAUGACUGUGAAAUAUUUCUUGUGAACUGAGAUUAUUAUAUUAUUAACAUUCUAAUUUUUUCUUUCACUAUCUGGAAUAUAUUCAAGAGUGAGUUUCUGCCAUCAACAGAUAUCAAUAAACAUUGAAUGUGAUGGAAAUUUUAAAGUAGAAAAUAUGAAUAAAACAUAGCAAUUAGUGAGAAAAGAACAGUAAUGGAAAAUACAUUACGGGAGACCCCAAUUAAAACAGAGUCUGAAAGCAUUGAUUUUCCUGAUGAGAUGCUGAAGGUGAUGAAAAAAACAUCAUACCAGUGUGGUAUCUGUGGUAAAUCAUAUUCUGAAAGAGGAACAUUAACUAAACACAAACGUAUUCAUACAGGAGAGAAACCAUAUCAGUGUAAUAUCUGUGGUAAAGCAUUCAUUUCAAGUAGUUACUUAACUAUCCAUAUACGUACUCAUACAGGAGAGAAACCAUAUCACUGUGAUAUUUGUGGUAAAGCAUUCGCUCACAGUACCCACUUAAGUGUCCAUAAAUACAUUCAUACAGGAGGGCAGCCAUACCAUUGUGAUAUCUGUGGUAAAUCUAUGUCUUCAAAGAGUAAAUUAACAGUACACAAACGCUUUCAUACUGGAGAGAAGCCAUUUCAGUGUGAUAUCUGUGGUAAAACGUUUUCUAUAAGUAGUCAUUUAACAACUCACAAAUAUAUGCAUACAGGAGGGCAGCCAUAUCACUGUGAUAUCUGUGGUAAAUCAUUCUCUGCAAAUAGCCAAUUAACUAUACACAAACGCAUUCAUACAGGAGAAAGGCCGUAUCACUGUGAUAUCUGUGGCAAACCAUUGUCUGACCCACGUAACUUAAAUAGUCACAAACGUAUUCAUACUGGAGAGAAACGAUAUCUCUGUGAUAUUUGCGGUAAAUCAUUUUCUCACAGUGGACAUUUAACUGCUCACAAAUGCAUUCAUACAGGAGAAAAGCCAUAUCCCUGUGAAAUCUGCGGUAAAUCAUACUCUAUCAAAAGUGAAUUAACAGUUCACAAACGCAUUCAUACCGGAGACAAACCUUAUUCCUGUGACAUCUGUGGCAAGUCAUUUCCUCGUAGAGAGACGUUACCUAUCCACAAGCGUAUUCAUACAGGUGAGAAGCCAUAUCACUGUGAUAUCUGUGGUAAAUCCUUCUCUACAAAUAGAAACUUAACUUACCAUAAACGUAUUCAUACAGGAGAGAAGCCAUAUCACUGUGAUAUCUGUGGUAAAUCAUUCUCUCAAAGUGGUAACUUAACUUACCAUAAACAUACUCAUACAGGAGAGAAGCCAUAUGACUGUCGUAUCUGUGGUAAAUCAUUCUUUCGAAGUAGUGCGUUAACUGUACACAGACGUAUUCAUACAGGGGAGAAACCAUUUCGCUGUGAUAUCUGUGGUAAAUCAUACUCUGUAAGUAGUAACUUAACUUACCAUAUGCAUACUCAUACAGGAGAGAAGCCAUUUGACUGUAAUAUCUGUGGUAAGUCUUUCUUUCGAAGUAGUGAGUUAACUGUACACAAACGUAUUCAUACAGGAGAGAAGCCAUAUGUCUGUGAUAUCUGUGGUAAAUCAUUCUCUCAACUUAAUCCCUUAACUAAACAUAAACGUGUUCAUACAGGAGAGAAGCCAUAUGACUGUGAUAUCUGUGGUAAAUCAUUCUCUCGAUGUAGUCACUUGACUAGGCAUAGACAUAUUCAUACAGGAGAGAAACCACAUGACUGUGAUGUGUGUGGUAAAUCAUUUGCUGAGAAAAGUCAUCUAAAGAGACAUAUCAGUGUUCAUCAUGAUGUGUGAUUCUGUAUCAAAAUUCAGCUUGUAUGCUAAUAAAAUCCUAAUAACUGGUUCAACUGAAUGUUUGUUGAUCAAAUUA